Messenger RNA from Herpailurus yagouaroundi (jaguarundi), 3412 nucleotides. RefSeq names its product HBS1 like translational GTPase (gene HBS1L). Gene Ontology annotation, molecular function: GTP binding; GTPase activity. The record is from RefSeq and is a predicted model, not a curated record. The coding region runs from base 187 to 2091 and encodes 634 amino acids. The transcript has 5 exons. Lineage: Eukaryota; Metazoa; Chordata; Mammalia; Carnivora; Felidae.
UGACCCUGAGAAGUUGCUGUCGCGCAGUGCGCGGCUUAAGACGUAGCGCGUGCGCAGGAGCUCAGCGCAGAGGCCUGCCGGAAGCUAAGAUGGCGUGUGUGUGUUGUCCAGGCCGCAGUUGGCGCCUUAUCGGUAUCUAAGCCGUGUGUUUUGUGAGGGGCUGUGGCAAAGGCCCGUUCUCCCGCCAUGGCCCGGCAUCGGAAUGUUCGAGGCUAUAAUUACGAUGAAGAUUUUGAAGAUGAUGAUCUCUAUGGCCAGUCUGUAGAGGAUGAUUAUUGUAUUUCGCCAUCAACAGCUGCUCAGUUUAUUUACUCGCGACGUGACAAACCUUCACUUGUUGAGCCUGUAGAAGAAUAUGAUUACGAAGAUCUGAAAGAGUCCUCCAAUUCUUUUUUGAACCAUCAGCUAAGUGGAAUUGAUCAAGCUCGUCUUUAUUCAUGCCUUGGUCACAUGAGAGAGGCACUUGGAGAUGCCGUGCCAGAUGACAUAUUGGUCGAAGCAGUUCUGAAGAACAAGUUUGAUGUGCAGAAGGCCUUGUCACUGGUUCUGGAGCAAGAUAAAAUGCAGAAUUUGAAGGUCAAGAGUGAGGGAGCAGCACCCACAGGGAAGACUGCAAAAGGAGUCUUAUUAUCUUCCUCUCAAGUUUCAGCUGAUAAUGUUCAAAGCUCUUGUCCUCAAUCCGCAAACCAUUUGGAUUGUAGUAGCAAACCCUCUGAUUUUUCUGGCCCACUAGCAAAAUAUGGAUUAUAUCAUAAUUCCUCAGUUGUACCAAGUCACUAUUUACUCCAUAAAAAAAAGAAACCUGACAGACCUAAAAGUGAAAAGAAACUAGAAUCAUGUAAGUUAACAAAAGAGCUUUCGCUAGCUGACCUCAUUGAUGAUGCGCCAAGAGAUUCUUGUAAAAGUCAGCCGUCAGUCAGAUUAUCAUCCACGGAUGGUCUGGAAAGUCUGUUUUCAAAGAAUCUAGGUGCUGAUCUGUUUAGACCUCAUGAAUCGGAAUGUGUUUCCAAAGAUGAUUCUGCAUUCAAAGAAAUACCAGAUUUAAAAUCCUUAAUGAUAAAGAGCACAACGCCUAGUAACUCUUUAUGUAUUCAGAAUAAUUCACUUCCUGCUACCCAUAACAUUCCAGUACAAAACAACUUAGGAAAUUUAAAUAGUCCUUUGCUCUUAACUAGCUCAUUGGAAAAUAUAGCUCAUGAUAAUUUAAAUACUAGUAAAAUGACUGAAGUUGGAAGUGUUUCUUCAGUUGAACAGAGUGCCAAGAAUUACAUUUUAAAAGAUGACAGUCCGCAGUUUGCCGGGUGUGAAAGUCCAUCCCUAGCUGAACUGUUUCAGGAACACAAAGAAAAUAAUCCAAGCCAGUGCUUUACUUUAUCUGAUCUUUGUGACCAGUCAUCUGCCAGUUUCACAGAUCUCAGUUUGGGAUCUUUUCCCUUGUCAAGGCUAGCAAAUCGGUAUCCAUCUUCGACUGGAAUAUCAGAGUUAACAGGAUCUCUGUCGUCUUUGGCAUUUUGUAAAGCUUCUCCUACAAGAGACCUUGAGAAUUUGUCACUUUCUGAUUUGAUUGCAGAAACAAUUGAUGUAGACAACUCUCAGUUUAAGAAGGAUUCCUUUAAGCUCAGUGUAUCUGAAAUGAGUUCACCUGGAAUAGAUUCAAAUAUUGAUCUUAGUGUCCUUAUAAAAACCCCUGAUUUUGUUCCAAAACAUGUAGUAGACCAAUCAGUUGCUCCAACAUCAGGAACUAAAGUUUUAAAUUCGAAGUUAGGGAAAAAUUUCAAUUCUGCUAAGGAUAAUAAGAGAACCAAUAAAGGCUCUUUGACUAGGAACCCACCUUUUUCUCUCUCUUGGACCAAGGCUCUUGCUGCUAGACCUUCAGCUUUUGCUUCUACACUGUGUCUUCGUUACCCAUUGAAAAGCUGCAAGCGACGCACCCUUGACCUCUAUAAGACUUUUCUUUAUAGUAGACAAGUUCAAGACAUAAAGGACAAAGAAAUAAGUCCUCUUAUAGCAAUAACACCAUUUGACUUCAAAUCAGCAUCUCCUGAUGACAUUGUAAAAGCUAAUCAGAAGAAAGCUUUCACUAGAGAAUAGUAACAGGAGAACUUUAUAACUGUUGUAGAGUUUUUGUUUUAAUUUAAAAUCUUUAUAGGAUUACUGUAUAUUAUGGGAUGAGAGUUGUGGUUUUAUAUUAAAAUUGUCUUAAGUCAGUUGAUAACUUUAGUUGAUAAUGUAUUUUUGCACUGAAAAAAACUUUUUUUUACUAUAUUUUCUUUUAGUGAUAACGGGCUUUAUUUAAGUUGAUAGCCUAAAGUGGGUAUAUAUGUUUACAAAAUGCAUAUGGAAACUUGAUAUUGUGAAAUCAAACCUCAGAUAUUUUUGUUUGAAGCACUCAACUUUAUAAGUUUUUACAAUGAGACCUUUUCUUUUGUAAAACAUUUUUGUGCUUCAUUCUUAAAUGAAAAUGCCACUUGGGAUUAUUCUAGUUUAGAGAUAAAGAUUUUUCUUCUGAUAUGUGGCAUAGCAUAGGUGAGACAUAAUUAUAUUUUAAAAUAUUAGUGAUAUCAUUCCCAUUCAUUAUUUUUCUGUAGGUGGAUAAAAUUUUUCUAUUAGAAAAUUUUAAAAUUCCUGACUUUUAAGAAUACUGUGGAGGUUGUCGAAAUACAUUUUUGAUGAUAAUAAAAUGAAAAUCCUUUAAGGGACCAUGUACAUAUUGAAGUUGGAUUAGUACAUAAAUUAUUUUUAUACAUUUUCGAAACCAUUUGUCCUAAAUGCACACUUUGAAAUAAAUAUAUAGAAAGUGUUUUCAAGUAUGGUUGCAUGCUGUUUGAAUAGAUAAUUUUAUCAGAUCUCUUUAGCUUUUUCUUAUGUAAGUAAUAAAAUGUGUUUUCCUCUGAUACUGACAGUGUAUGUGCUACCAUGACCAAGUUUCAGCAGUGUCAGACCAAAUCCGAGCUCUUCUAGGCAGUAGAACCAGUAUGUAAUUCAUCCCUGAAAGCAGUGGUCCUCAACUAGCAAUCAGAAUCGCUAGGGGAAUUUUUUUCAGAACAGAUGCCGUGGCUUCAAUCCAGACAUGGUCAGUUAGUCUCAGAGGGAUGACAUUUUAGGACUGUGUAUUUUUAAACAAGUCCCCAGGUGAUUGUGAUGUGUUACUUUUACUUGAGAACUAUUGCCUUGGGGGAAGAACUCAAUAGAAUGGAAAGAAUUACUGAUGCUAAGGAUAGCACCUGACCAAUGUGAAUUUGUAUUUUAUAGUUUCUCGUAAUCAGAAAUACCAAGGAAAAUUAGGAAUUAUAGUCUUGCAUAAGAGGAUGCUGAUACUGUAUCAUUAGUAUUUCUUGCAGAAAAAAAUAGGAUCUAAAAUGUUAGUUCUUAAUGAAAAUAAAAUAGCUGGCCUUUUCCUAGUAAAGACCUA